Messenger RNA from Cucurbitaria berberidis CBS 394.84, 381 nucleotides. RefSeq lists its product as uncharacterized. Bases 1 to 381 code for a protein of 126 amino acids. NCBI's taxonomy places the organism in Eukaryota, Fungi, Ascomycota, Dothideomycetes, Pleosporales, Cucurbitariaceae. The record is from RefSeq and is a predicted model, not a curated record. The transcript is spliced from 2 exons.
AUGGUGCUCUCAAUCGGUUUGUAUAACCCGCCGAUUGACACAACGGGUCGCGAAAAAAAAUCUACCAUAUCAAAGCCAUCAUCAGCGGCAGAACUACCUGUUCAUACUUCAAGCACCAUCAAGCCUUCCAAGCGAUCGAAGUUGAACCCGUUCAGUAAAGGGCAAGAACCUCGUGAGGACAAGGCGCGAUUGGUCGAGAAGACUGAAGCCCAGAUCCAGGAGGAACAGAAGAACAAAGAGCUUAUCAUGAAAUACCGCAAUAUGAAUGAAGAAGAGGUAGAGAAGUACCUAGACGAGAAGAAGAAUGGCAAAGAUGGUAUGAAUUCGGAGCGGGGUCUUCGAGCACUAGGUGCUGCGCUCGCUCCGGUUCGAUUGUUCUGA